GGACGAGGUGUCAGUGUGUGGUGUGUGCAAUGUUGCAAUGCUCUGGAGCUGAUCUUAGUGCUGCAGAUGACUCCGCUAAGAUCAAGUUCAUUUUUGAUUAGAGUUCCAAUUAUGCUUCCUGACUUUGAGGCUCAAAGGUAAAAAAGGUCAAGACAUGGGUACAGGACACGGACAAGGUUAUCAAGAGUGAAACGAAAGGAAUGAAACAACAACUGAGUCCUGAACAUAUUGCUGAUGUUAUGAUGAAUUCAGGAGAAUUCACUUACAGUGAUGGGAAAAUACUGAGCAGUGAAUACCUGGGCUACCAGUUGAAUAUUGAGAAACAGAAGGUUGGACUGGCACUGUGUGAAGUGUGUAACAUUCAGCUGAAUUCGGCAGCACAGGCUGAGGUUCAUUAUAAUGGGAGGUCUCACUUGAAGAGGAUGAAACAAGCCAACAGUCACGCACCAAUUUCUUCAACUCCGACUACAUUUGUUACAGGCACCAACACAGGAAGUACAUGCCAUGCUAACACACUUCCUGCAUUUGUGCGGACACCUACCCUGAUGAUGCAGCCGUCACUUGAUGUCAAAUCAUUUAUGCCUUUUCCAGUGGAUACUGGCUCAGCUGUUGGACUUUUCCCAAAUUUUAACACAAUGGAUCCUGUGCAGAAAGCAGUUAUCAACCACACGUUUGGAGUUUCAGUUCCUCCCAAAAAGAAGCAAAUUAUCUCAUGUAAUGUCUGCCAGCUCCGAUUUAAUUCAGAGAGCCAAGCCGAGGCACACUACAAAGGCAGUAAACAUGCCAAGAAGCUCAAAGUACUGGAGGCCACGAAAAAAAAGCAGAAAACUGCUUCUACCAAGGACAGCACAAAGGCCAUCACCACAACCACUGCAAUCACUCCCAACAGCUCAGAGAAAACAGAUGCAGUCAGACUGGCAUUCAACAGUGUAACUGUGAAUAAUCUGCUGAUACACAGGAGUGUCGAUGCUGAACAGCCUAAAUCCACUUCCAUUAUUGGGGAAACUACGAAUAUGAAUGUACACGCAACAAAAACAAUGAUAUCCCUGGCAGCAGUAAGUGUAGACAGCACUGCAACCACUGCCACUGAGUCAGAGGAAGAAAAAGCAAAAAAACUUCUCUAUUGUUCACUAUGCAAAGUAGCCGUAAAUUCACUAUCACAGCUAGAAGCACACAAUACAGGCUCCAAGCACAAAACAAUGGUUGAAGCUCGGAUUGGAGCUGGUCCUAUUAAAUCAUAUCCCAGACCAGGAUCAAAAGCUAAACUUCCAAAUGGUACAAAAGGUUCUGGACUACAAAACAAGACUUUCCAUUGUGAAAUCUGUGAUGUUCACGUCAACUCAGAAAUUCAACUCAAACAGCACAUUUCCAGCAGGAGGCAUAAGGAUAGAGUUGCAGGGAAACCAUUGAAACCUAAGUACAGCCCCUACAGCAAACUGCAACGCAACUCAACUAUUUUGGCAGCUAAGAUAGCAUUUCAAAAGGAUUUAAUAAAACCACUGGCGCCUGGUUUCCUUUCAAAUCCUUUUGCAGCUGCAGCUAUGACCACUCCACUUUCUCUCCACCCCCGUCCUGCUACCUCGUUAUUCCAGACGACCGCAUUAACACCUGCCCUUUUGAGGCCAGCUCCUGGGCCCAUCCGUGCAUCACCUGGGUCAAUUCUCUUUGCACCUUAUUGAUUCUUUGUAAUCAUGGGACAACAAGAGGCCAGCAGAGAUGGGAAAACAAACAACUUUUCUUUCUUCCUUGUAUUUGUCCAUGCUGUGGAGCAUACAGACUGACACCCAGGUCACAGGAUCUCAGUGAACAGUUGCAAUCUCAGUGCCAGUGUGAUGUGAUUUUUAAUAAAUUUACCAACACUGGCUUGUGAGUUCCAAGGGGACUUUUACGGAGUUGACCCUUACAAUCUAUAACUAUUUUUAUUUGGUUUGAGUCUGUCUGCAGAUGGAAUCCAUCUACAAAAAAUAAAUAAUUGAUUUCUAUUGCUGCAGACUUAACAUCAAGAGUCUUCCUAAUAAAUAGAGAUGUAAAAACUAUUAUUGAUAUAACUGAACAUCUGGUACAUAAUGUAAUGCAUUAUGUGUUAAAUUGUGAAUUCCUUAUGAACUGCAUCCGUAGUUUAAAACAACAUUGUGAUGUCAGGGAUUGUGAAAUGCUGUUACAGACGUGAACACAACACUGUUGUAAUUUAUAUAGUGAUAGAAUUGUUUCAGGUCUGAUUUAAAACUCUUAAUAAUAAUUUAUGUUUAGUUGCAGUGUAGUUGCUUGCAGAUCUAUACAAAACAUUCUGCAAACUUUUAUUUUUUAGCUUUUCUUCACUUCUUGUUUACAUUUACCAUCUCAGUAAAUUCGUAUCUUGCAGAUAGCACAGCCUCAUGAGAUAUAAUUCAAAUGAAUAUGUUUUCAUUUUUGGUCUGUGAUAAAUUUGUUUUAAUUUGUUUGGUAGCAUUUUUGUCACUUUUGCUGCUAAAUAAUGUGAAAGAUGUGUUUAAAGUACCAGCUCAAUGUAUUGCACAAAUCAUGAUGAUUCUCUAGCAGAAGUUUUUUAAAAAAAAAAUUAGAUUGUUUAUUUUACACACUCAGAAAAUUUCUUCUGAUCUCUUAAUUCUUCCAUUGUUAUGUUUAGCUGUAAAGCUGCUGCAUUAAUUUGUAGCACUUCAAUGCAAUAAUGUACAGAAAGUAAAUAAUUUUAGAAGAAAAAAAACAUAAUUUUAAGCUUUACUUAACAUGUUGCAAUACUGUUUGCCUUGAAAAUAAAGGCUAUUGAGA
Molecule: messenger RNA, 2769 nt
Organism: Hypanus sabinus (Atlantic stingray)
Lineage: Eukaryota; Metazoa; Chordata; Chondrichthyes; Myliobatiformes; Dasyatidae
Gene: znf385b
Product: zinc finger protein 385B
Exons: 10
Coding region: 201-1679 (492 amino acids)
Cellular component (GO): nucleus
Molecular function (GO): nucleic acid binding; zinc ion binding
Source: RefSeq, a predicted model, not a curated record